CAUAUAAAAGUCAGAAUUAUAUCAAAAUGGCUGACCUAAAAAAAGAUUUGGAUGAAUAUUUGUUACUACAGAGUGAUACCAAAAAAUCGUUUAAGAUACCGUCAUUUCAAAAACCUGAUAUAAAAGGAUGGUUUAAUCGUAGCCAAAGUACUGAUGAUGUUGAAGGAAGUUGGUUUCGUGAAACUCAAAAAGACUGUUGUCCUUCGAUGACACGAUUGCAGCGUAUUACUGGUUUUGUAAUAUGUAUUGUCAUGGGAUUCUUAUGUUUUGGAUUGUCAUCGAUUUAUAUUCCUGUAUUGAUAUUUAAAGCUAGAAAAUUUGCUUUGCUCUACACAUUAGGCAGUUUAUUUUUUAUCUUUAGUUUUUCAUUCUUAUGGGGACCACUAACACACUUAAAGCACAUGUUUUCACGUGAACGUUUAUGUUUAACACUAUGCUAUGGAAGUACACUGAUUGCAACAUUAUACUUUGCACUGUUUGUUCAAAGUACACCGUUAACCGUUUUAGCAGCAGUUGGACAAAUAAUCACAUUAUUAUGGACAACAGUAUCAUCGAUUCCAGGUGGUAUGACUGGUGUGAAAUUCUUUUCGAAAAUGUUUUCGAGUUCUGUAUCGAAUACAUUACCUGUGUAAUAAACAAACCAAAUUGAAAAUUGAUCAUAAUGUAUGUUUC
Molecule: messenger RNA, 672 nt
Organism: Chrysoperla carnea
Lineage: Eukaryota; Metazoa; Arthropoda; Insecta; Neuroptera; Chrysopidae
Product: protein transport protein SFT2
Exons: 4
Coding region: 27-632 (201 amino acids)
Biological process (GO): vesicle-mediated transport
Cellular component (GO): membrane
Source: RefSeq, a predicted model, not a curated record